AGUGGAAACCAUGGCUGACUCAACUCGCGUCAGCGAGAAGGAAAUCGAGCGCCGCGAGACCUUUAUUCGCGCAGGACACAGAGCUCGUCACCUGGCCGAUCCAUUCACAUGGAGCUACCCAUUGAAGGGUGCCAGUGCAAUGCUCGGAAUCUCGCUGGCUUCGGUUUAUUUGCAAAAUCGAUGGAACAAGAAGCCGUACUACUACGCAAUUGUUCCACGGCUUUUGCUCAUCGGAGCCGCCACCGCCGCCGGAUACGCUGCCGGAGCACUUCGAGAGAGACACUAUCAGACGAGAGACGCAGUCAUCGAGCACUACAUGAAGCUUCAUCCAGAGGAUUUCGACCAUUUUAAUGAUCGCAGUGGACGUUCAUUCUCUCAAGUUCUUCUUCCAUGGUAUCCACGCAGAACCCAGUACACCAGAUACGACUGAACAAUUCUCUCGAAGUCUCUUUUUAGUUCAUUAUUGUAAAUUAAAUGAAGAAUUAUUGAUUUUUU
Molecule: messenger RNA, 495 nt
Organism: Caenorhabditis elegans
Lineage: Eukaryota; Metazoa; Nematoda; Chromadorea; Rhabditida; Rhabditidae
Gene: nduc-2
Product: NADH dehydrogenase [ubiquinone] 1 subunit C2
Exons: 2
Coding region: 11-430 (139 amino acids)
Biological process (GO): mitochondrial electron transport, NADH to ubiquinone
Cellular component (GO): mitochondrial inner membrane
Source: RefSeq, marked reviewed